GUAACAAAAACCCUCAUGGAAACACGGAGGCGACUCGAGCAGGAGAAGAUGAUGCAUGUCACACCUGGCGAUGUUCGCAGGCCUCGGCUUUCCAGCUUUGGAGGCAUGGGUUCCACAAGCUCUCUCCCCUCUUUUGUGGGAUCUGGUGGGUACAGUCACACGUCUCAGCAGCUGCAGAAUGGAUAUCAGGGGAACAGUGACUACGGCGCCUGCUUCAGCUCCUCCUUGGGCAGUUCUAUUCGUCACAGCCCCAUGAGCUCAGGAAUAUCCACACCAAUCACCAAUGUCAGCCCAGUGCAUCUGCAGCACAUCAGGGAGCAAAUGGCAGUUGCCCUCAAGCGUCUCAAAGAGCUGGAGGAGCAGGUCAAGACCAUUCCUGUGUUGCAGGUCAAAAUUUCAGUGUUACAGGAAGAGAAGAGGCACAUGAUGGCUGAACUCAAAAACCAGAGGAAAGCCACUUCAAAUGAUACGUACGGUUUCAGAAAGCGAUCCUACAGUGCAGGAAAUGCAGAGCACUGGGAACACAUGUCUCAGGUGAGAAGAGGUGGAGAACUGUAUAUAGAUUGUGAGGAAGAGAUAGCGACCAUAGAGCAGAGCUCUCAGAGGAUAGAGGAGUUUAGGCAGCUGACUGCUGAGAUGCAAGCCCUGGAGAAAAAAAUCCAGGAUAGCAACUAUGAAAGUCCAGCAAACCUCCGGGUGAACAGAGAAGGCCUGACAAGAGAAGCCCGAUCUGUUGCUGUAGGUGCUGAUGAGAACAUGAAUGAUGUGGUUAUAUACAACAGAUCUGCAAGGCAAUACAAAGAAGUAGCUGUGGGGACAGAGAAAGAAAUGAGAGAGUCUGGGGUUGGUGUGACUGAAGCCAUGCUUGGCUUGUCUACAGAGACUGAGAAAGAGAUAGAGCUUCAGCAGCAAACCAUUGAAGCCCUUAAGGAGAAGAUUUACAGACUAGAGGUUCAGUUAAAGGAAACAACCCAUGACAGGGAAAUGACCAAAUUAAAACAGGAGCUGCAGGCGGCUGGAUCUAGGAAAAAAAUGGAUAAAGCUGUGAUGGCUCAGCCCUGCGUAGUCAGCAGGAUGGUGGAGGCUCGCAUACAAACAAGAGACCAAAUGGUGGGAGACCACGUGGAUGUCAUUGAUUCCUCAGUGGGAAACCACCUGCAGAUGAGCAGCAUUGGCACCUCCUGCAGACCUGCCAUGCAGAGCACAGCUGUGGGCCCUGAGCUGCUAAUGAGCCAGUGGCUGGUGAAGGAGAAGGCAGAGGUGCAAGACCAGGGCACGGGGUGGUCCAUUGAGCUGCAAGAUAAGGCAGUGGGCACAGAGAUGAGCAUCUGUGAGACAGGCAUCAACACAGAGGAGCCUGCAGUUGUGCCGAGCCAAAGCUGGACAGCACAGGCAGCCAUAGCUGCGAGGUCUGUGGGCUGUGGGGAUUGCUCAGUAGAUGUGGUGGUUUGUACCCCUAAGGAGAGCGUGUCCCGUGAAACCACCACAGAGGCUGUGUCAAGAGCAGAGGCAAUGGUGAUGGCUGUGCCUUCUAUGGCUAGCCAGCAAACCAGCACUGCGUUGGAGAUGGUGAACCAGUGCACCAGCACAGAGAUGGCCUCCCUGGCAGACUGUGGGACAAACACUGCUCUGAGCAGCUGUGAUAAACAGACCAACACAGAGAGUGUGGAGACACGGAGUGUGGCGGUAGGAGAUGGCAGAGUGAAGGACAUACAAGCGUCUGCUAAAACACGUUCAGUUGGAGUGGGCACCUUGCUCUCCAGCCACCCUAUCUUUGAAAAGCCGUCUGCAAUAAAAACCAAAGACUCUGCUGUUGGGCAGAUAAGCAUUCAUGAAAACUACCUGGUUGGCCUUAAAAUGAGAAGCAUUGCCUGCGGUCCCCCUCCACUGCCAGUUGUGCCAGCUGGCACUAGGAGCAUUGGUGUUGGUGGAGGGUCUGUGUGCGAGCAGAUGAGUGACCUGUUGGAACCCCCUCUACCACCACCUGAGCUGAGGACGGGCUUGGAUCACUACAUUGAGCGUGUGCAGAAGCUGCUGCAGGAACAGCAGAUGCUGCUUGCUGAAAAUUACAGUGAAUUGGCAGAAGCCUUUGGGGAACCCCACUCCCAGAUUGGAUCUCUCAAUUCACAGCUCCUCAGCACCCUCACCUCCAUCAACUCAGUCAUGAAAUAUGCCAGCACAGAGGAACUGCGAAGCCUGGACCUUCAGAAGCAGUGCACAGAGAGGAGCACUUCAUCAGGUGCUACUUUGGAGUACAUCCCUCAUGGCCAGCUUGCAAAUGUCCACUUAUCUUCAAAUAUGCGAACGCUGAAAUUGGAGCAGGACACUGUGCCUCCUCCAGAGGAGAGGAAGGCUGCUCUGGUGGAAGCUGUUCAGGGAAGGAAGUCUUUUUCUUCUCAGGACAAAACUCUCACUCCAAUUAACCUGACAGAUGACCAGCUUGCCUCUGGCCUCUAUGUGUGUACUAGUAAUGAAAACACACUCAAAUCUAUCAUGAAGAAAAGGGAUGGGAAGAAGGAUUUGAACAACACCAAGAAGAACCUACAGUUUGUGGGCAUUAAUGGCGGGUAUGAGACGACAUCGAGCGAUGACUCCAGCUCUGAGGAGAGCUCUUCCUCAGAUUCGGAGGACGAGUGUGAGGGCCAUGAAUACCCCCACAGCCAGCACAUGGAGGAAGGGCAGCCCACGCCCCAUGCUCCGGAGGUCUGUGUCGUGGGGGCAGAGAAGGACAGCACACCUCCGGAGUGUGAGGCUGAGGAAGUGGAAAUCAGAGAGAGAUACGAACUCAGUGAAAAGAUGCUUUCUGCCUGCCACCUGCUGAGAAGUAACAUUGAUGACCCCAAGGCAUUGACCAGCAAAGAUGUGAGGUUUUGUUUAAAUACCAUCCAGCAUGAGUGGUUUCGUGUCUCAAGUCAGAAGUCAGCUGUCCCUGAAAUGGUUGGAGAUUACAUAGCUGCCUUUGAAGAGAUUUCUCCCGCUGUCCUCAGACAUAUCAUCAAUAUGGCAGAUGGAAAUGGAAACACAGCUCUGCAUUACAGUGUCUCCCAUUCUAACUUUGAAAUUGUAAAACUUCUUCUGGAUGCAAAUGUCUGUAAUGUAAAUCAUCAGAACAAGGCUGGCUAUACUCCCAUCAUGCUUGCUGCACUUGCAGCUGUGGAAGCAGAGAAGGAUAUGAAGAUAGUAGAGGAACUGUUCAGCUAUGGGGACGUGAAUGCUAAAGCCAGCCAGGCUGGUCAGACUGCACUGAUGCUAGCUGUGAGUCACGGUCGGAUAGACAUGGUCAAAGCUUUACUGGCCUGUGGUGCAGAUGUCAAUAUCCAGGAUGAUGAGGGCUCUACAGCUCUGAUGUGUGCUAGUGAACAUGGACAUGUAGAGAUUGUCAAACUUCUGCUGGCUCAGCCUGGGUGUAAUGGCACCCUGGAAGACAAUGAUGGCAGCACAGCACUUUCAAUAGCCCUGGAAGCUGGACAUAAGGACAUAGCAGUUCUCCUUUAUGCCCAUGUCAACUUUUCCAAAACCCAGUCACCGGGCACUCCUAGGCUUAGCAGAAGGACAUCUCCUGCUCCCACCCACAGAGCCACAUUUGAGUAGUAGUGCAUGAAUAUCUGUAAAAAUCUCUAUGCCAUCUUUAAGCUGCUAAAUGUUACUGUUUUACUGAGACAGAUACUGAAUGUAAUUGUCUUGUGCCUGAGCUCACCAGCAAAGUGAAAGCAGCGACUAGUGCUAAAGAUAGAAAACUGUAAACUUGAAGCAAGCAUAUAUUAAAGUAGUGCUCAGCUGAGAACUGU
This is a messenger RNA of Indicator indicator, 3788 nucleotides long. RefSeq names its product KN motif and ankyrin repeat domains 1 (gene KANK1). The record is from RefSeq and is a predicted model, not a curated record. Gene Ontology annotation, cellular component: cytoskeleton; cytoplasm. Gene Ontology annotation, biological process: negative regulation of actin filament polymerization. Bases 16 to 3591 code for a protein of 1191 amino acids. NCBI's taxonomy places the organism in Eukaryota, Metazoa, Chordata, Aves, Piciformes, Indicatoridae. The transcript has 10 exons. Gene Ontology annotation, molecular function: protein binding.